Messenger RNA from Saccostrea echinata, 1703 nucleotides. RefSeq names its product inactive pancreatic lipase-related protein 1-like. Gene Ontology annotation, biological process: lipid metabolic process. Lineage: Eukaryota; Metazoa; Mollusca; Bivalvia; Ostreida; Ostreidae. The transcript is spliced from 7 exons. Gene Ontology annotation, molecular function: triacylglycerol lipase activity. The coding region runs from base 133 to 1155 and encodes 340 amino acids. The record is from RefSeq and is a predicted model, not a curated record.
UGUUUUGUUUCUGGCUUUAUUUUAAUAUUACAGUUUGGACACACAGAAAAUUCAAAGGUUCAUUUUUAAAUUCCUUAAAUACAGGAGAUAAAGUUUCAGUGCACCAGUCAGGUCCGUCAUAUUUCAUCGACCAUGAUAAAAAGCCUGAUAAUUCUGGUUCUGGUUUCGUCAGUACAAGGAUUCUUAUUUUCCGAACCAAAGGAAGUUUGUUAUACAAGGAUCGGAUGUUUCAGUAAUGCAUCGCCAUUUGAUAACACCAAGGGGACGCUACCCGAUUCCCCGGAAAAGAUUCAGCCAACCUUUAUGCUCUACACUAGAAAAAACAAAAACACUGCCCAGAUCCAAAACCCGUACGAUUCAGACACCAUUUCUGAGUCCAAUUUUGCAGCAAGUCGACCGACAGUUUUUAUCACGCAUGGGUUUAGGGAUACUGCCAAGACUGGAUGGCCUGUAACAAUGAAAGAUGCUUUUCUCAAAAAGGGUGACAUGAACGUGAUACUUGUUGACUGGUCCAAGGGUACUAAAGGUGUCCGUUACAUGAAAUCCGCGGCUAACACAAGAGUGGUGGGAGCUACUAUAGGUAAUAUGGUGGAAUCUCUAAAAGACAUAACGAACGCAAGGCUCAACCAGGUUCACUUAGUUGGGCACAGUCUUGGAGCCCAGAUUAUGGGUUACGCCGGGGACUGGACAAGUACGAAUCUUAGGAUCGGAAGAGUCGGUAGAAUAACUGGUCUAGAUCCAGCUGGAUUAUAUUUUGAAAGAUUUGACAACAAAGUGAAACUAGAUCCAUCUGAUGCAAUCUUUGUUGACAUCAUUCACACGAAUGCAGCAUCUCUUUUAAAAAUUGGGUUUGGAAUCAGGACACGCAAUGGACAUGUUGACUUCUAUCCAAAUGGGGGUAAAAACCAACCAGGGUGCAAAGUGGUUCAGGGAGGAUGCAGUCAUAUGAGGGCUAUUGCCUACUUCACUGAGUCUAUCAACUCCUCUUGUCAAUUUAAGGCCUUCAAGUGUACGGACUACAAGGCAUUCUUGGAUGGAAAAUGCACAUCAUGUAACAACGGCUGUAACAGAAUGGGUUACCAUGCCAACAAGAAUGUACAAGGGAAAUUUUAUCUGCAAACAAACUCUAACAGUCCUUUCUGUAAAACUCAGUGAUACUAUUCCAUAUUCAAACUAUAGAAUAUUUAACUGCCGUUGGUGGUAAAUAUGACCCUGUUUACUUUAUUUAAACCAUAAACUCAAAAUUUGUCCGGUGCCGGUUCUUUAUCUGUUGACAAUUUUUAGACGUCUUCAAAAUCACUGGCUCAGUAAAACUAAUCUUGUGGACUUCAGGAUGUUCAAAUGAAGAGUCGAGUCCCCUUUAUUGGAAUAUAAGAAUUUAGAGAAAUUUUAUGCAGUCAGCGAAAUAAAUUAACUUAACACAACUGCAUAAGAAAAAUAUUAUGAGAAAUGCAAUUAGUUUGUAGUGUCUGUGUCAAUCCAAGAUUGUUCAAAUUAUGAUUUCUUGUGUCAAGGUGGGGCCAAAAUAGAAAAUUUACCUAGAUAUAUGGAGGUAAAAUUAAAAAAGGAUCACCCUAUAAAGCAGUAAGUCUUAAGGAGGGAUUCUUGUUUGGUUUCUGAUUAGACGAAAUAUUCCAAGUAUAUUUGCUUGUAUGUCUUAGAUACUUAGCUGUAAUGUAUUAAAAAGAUAAUAUUUUUCUUUA